Molecule: messenger RNA, 1169 nt
Organism: Eucalyptus grandis
Lineage: Eukaryota; Viridiplantae; Streptophyta; Magnoliopsida; Myrtales; Myrtaceae
Exons: 2
Coding region: 71-1030 (319 amino acids)
Source: RefSeq, a predicted model, not a curated record
GACCACGGUGGUGUCGCGUCAAAGUUUAGUAAGUUUAAGUGUUUCAUCAAGAAGGGGAGCACCGCCAGACAUGACGGCCGAGGAGCGUGGCGUUCCGGCGAGGGGGAGCCGGAGGAUGACGUGGGAGGAAAGGGACUUCGAGUUCCCGGAGCAGCCGGUGGCGAGCCUGUCGGACAUCGACGAGUUCCUCGAGGAGGAGGGCGGCGGCGGUGGGGGCAGCGAGAGGCCGAGGGGGAGCUUCAGCUCCGAGGAGGGUGGUCGGGAGACGGAGGUUUUGGAAGGCGAUGAACAGGCAGAGGACUACUACAAUAAUGCGGAGGAGAGCAGGAAGUUCUGGGAGAGCCAGCACCAGCUCUUGCAGGGCAUGUUGUGUCGGAGCACGUCGACGGAGACGAGGAUAAGGAAUGCGACGAAGGCGGCUCUGAAGGAGGUGCAGGCGGCGGCGAUCCCUUGCGGCUGCCGUCCAUCCACAGCUGCCGCUGACUGCCGGAGCUGCUUGAUGAGAGAGGUCUGCGUUCGCCUCCAGAGCGCGGGGUUCGACGCCGCCGUCUGCAGGUCCAAGUGGAGGAGCUCCUCUUACAUGCCGGCGGGAGAGCACACGUUCCUGGACGUGGCGGACGACUCGGCCAGCCCCAAGAAGGGAGAAGUCCGGGUCAUCGUCGAGCUCAACUUCAGGGCCGAGUUCGUGAUCGCGAGGGCGUGCGGCGACUACGACCUCCUCGUGCAGCGGCUGCCGGAGGUCUUCGUCGGGAAAGUCGAGCGACUCCAGGGGGUGAUCAAGAUCUUGUGCGCGGCGGCCAAGAAGUGCAUGAAGGAGAGGAAGAUGCACAUGGGGCCGUGGCGGAAGCACCGCUACAUGCAAGCCAAGUGGCUCGGCACGUGUGAGAGGACGGCGCCGCUCGCGCAGGCGGGGCCGCCGGCAAUCGGGUUGCUCUCCGAUGGGCGGCGGAAGCCGAGGGCGUCGAUGCUGACGCUGGAUUUGCACGAGAAGUUGCCAGACGCGCAUCGCACGGCCGUGGAAGUCGUGUGAAAUACGUAGCUAAUCAAGUCAAGACGUUUUUGCUCUUGUUUUGUUUGCUAAAUAGAGUGAUAGUUAACUUUCGUGUACUGAAUCCGGCUCGCAAUACAAAUAAAAGAAAUAGUUGAGAAUGUUCUAGCACAUUACUUAA